This is a messenger RNA of Amphiprion ocellaris (clown anemonefish), 1128 nucleotides long. RefSeq names its product trans-golgi network vesicle protein 23 homolog B (S. cerevisiae) (gene tvp23b). Gene Ontology annotation, biological process: vesicle-mediated transport; protein secretion. Gene Ontology annotation, cellular component: Golgi membrane. The coding region runs from base 77 to 676 and encodes 199 amino acids. The record is from RefSeq and is a predicted model, not a curated record. The transcript is spliced from 7 exons. Lineage: Eukaryota; Metazoa; Chordata; Actinopteri; Pomacentridae.
UGGGUCAGCUGACCACUGUGUGGCUGGUGACGUGGAGCUGAGCAUGUAACCAGUAAGAAGCUGCUCAGGAUUCAUCAUGCUAACAGGAGAUCCCAAUGAUGAAGACGUGUCUCUGUUUGAUGCUGAGGAGGAUGCAGGGAAAAAGUCAAAGUCGAAUAUUAAACAUCCGGUGGCUUCGUUCUUCCACCUCUUCUUCAGAGUCAGUGCCGUCUUCGUGUACCUGCUCUGUGGAUUCUACAGUAGAAGUUUCAUCGCCUGCAUGGUCACCAUAAUCCUGCUGCUGUCAUGCGACUUCUGGACGGUGAAGAACAUCACGGGGAGGCUGAUGGUCGGUCUGCGCUGGUGGAAUCAGGUGGACGACGACGGACGGAGCCACUGGGUGUUUGAGUCGAAGGGUUCUGGGAAGCCGCAGGCGUCAAAUUCAGAGGCACGGAUCUUCUGGAUCGGCCUCAUCGUCUGUCCGGUCCUCUGGGUCGUCUUCGUCUUCAGCACCCUGCUGUCCUUCAACAUUAAAUGGCUGCCGGUGGUGAUCAUGGGUUUGGUGCUACAAGGAGCGAAUCUCUAUGGAUACGUCAAAUGCAAAGUGGGAGGAAAAACCAACCUGAAGAACAUGGCCACCAAUUACUUCGGCCGACAGUUUCUCAAACAGGCUCUGUCCAAAGAAGAGGAAUCGUAGAGAAUCUCUGCGAUCUGAACUCGUCUGCAUUAUUCUCAAUGCUAUAAAAUAUCUGUUCUUUUAGCAAGGGGAGAAAACCUUUUUUCCAACAUGAACUGAACGUUACAGUUUUUGAUUUUCCUUUUUAAGUUAAGUGUGACUCAGUAGAAGUUUUUCACUCGCAGGUCGGACAUCUGGUGGAAGUUUGUAAUAAACUAAAGUCCAGCAAUGAAUGGAAAACGGUGGAAGUUGAACUAGUUUGUGUUGUUUUUCCCUCAGAUAUCCUGUUUAGUUUGUGUUUGCAUUGCUCAAAAUAACUUUAUAGAAUUAAAAGAAGUGUUUCUGGGAGGGAUUAUCAGUAUGUUGGUUUGUUUAAAAAAAACAUGUAAAGUAUUCCAGGAGGCUGUAAAUAUGUAAGUAAAGAAACUCGUGGAAGUUCAUCUUUUUGUGCAAAUACAUUUCUAACAAUUUUA